AGAACCUCCAGCUCUCCCGCUGAAGCUCACAGCGCUCCUCUCGCCCUCCAGCAUGAAGGUCUCUGCUGCCCUCCUGUGCCUGCUGCUAGUGGCGGCCGCCUUCAGCCCCCAGGGCCUUGCUCAGCCAGAUGGGGUUAAUACCCCAAGCACCUGCUGCUAUAGGUUCACCAAUAAGAAGAUCCCAAUCCAGAGGCUGAGGAGCUACCAAAGAAUCUCCAGCAGCCUGUGUCCUCAGGAAGCCGUGAUCUUCAAGACCAAACUGUCCAAGGAGGUCUGUGCUGACCCCACACAGAAGUGGGUCCAGGAUUCCACGGCGUAUCUGGACAAGCAAAUCCAAACUCCAAAUCUUUGAACACUCAUGCCUGAACUGAAACCAGCCAAGACUUGAGAAACAAUUUGUAUCUCCUAUCCUUUCUGAGGGUUGUUCUGAUAUUAAUUUAUUAUAAUUCUAAGGAAUAUGAGCAUCGUGUGAUAA
This is a messenger RNA of Propithecus coquereli (Coquerel's sifaka), 475 nucleotides long. RefSeq names its product chemokine (C-C motif) ligand 7 (gene CCL7). Gene Ontology annotation, biological process: lymphocyte chemotaxis; cellular response to type II interferon; monocyte chemotaxis. NCBI's taxonomy places the organism in Eukaryota, Metazoa, Chordata, Mammalia, Primates, Indriidae. Bases 53 to 352 code for a protein of 99 amino acids. Gene Ontology annotation, molecular function: chemokine activity; CCR chemokine receptor binding. The record is from RefSeq and is a predicted model, not a curated record. The transcript has 3 exons. Gene Ontology annotation, cellular component: extracellular region.